Molecule: messenger RNA, 1356 nt
Organism: Hydra vulgaris (swiftwater hydra)
Lineage: Eukaryota; Metazoa; Cnidaria; Hydrozoa; Anthoathecata; Hydridae
Source: RefSeq, a predicted model, not a curated record
GCCACAGAUCGCGCUUUUCGAAAUAAGAAAUUUAAAAUAAAAGAUUUUCUUUUUAUUUUUGUGGUACGAGCUGAGAACAAUGAUUCCAAAAAUCUAAUAAAUUUUAAACGCGAGGUAAACCAUUACAAUUAAUGAAUAAUAUAGUGUUUGUGUUACGAAGUUAAAGAAUAUUUGUUCUGUUUUUUUUUUUAAAGUGGUUCGGUUUUUAUAUUGGUUUAGAAUAUAUUUUUGAAUUUAAGAAAGUUUAUUUGGACAAGAUAAACAUAUUAAAUCCAGAAUUUUUUUCGAGCGGCUAAAAAAGAGGACAUGUCAAACUCAACUGAAGCUGUUACUCAACCAUUAUCUGUGGUAGUUCCUCUGAUGUUUUCGUGUAUUUUAGCUGUUAUCUUAAACAUAGCAGUAUGUUACCUUAUUUUAAGAGUGCGUUCUCUUAAGACAGCAACAAACGUUUUUACUUUCAGUCUAUGUCUUUGUAACAUUUUAAUUGCUGGUAUAUUGAUUCCAAGUUAUUGUUACUUUAAUAGCUCCACCUACUUUAAAUACCUACUCACAAUAACAAUUCUGGUGUACGUUUGUAAUUUAACGGCUGUCACAUCAGAAAGGUUACUUUCUAUAACAUACCCUUUAAACUAUACAAUAUUUGUGACAAAGAAAAAUACAAAAUUGGUUGCUGCUUUUGCAUGGCUCAUUUCGAUAAUUUAUUCUUUACUGCCGUUGAUCUGGAGCAGUGACACCAGAAGAGUUGUGCAUAAAAUGUACGUUUUUUUUACAUUAGUUUUGUUUUUGGUUGCUCCUUUAAUAUUUGUAUGCUUUACAUACAUCAAAGUAUGCAUUGAAAUUAAAAAAAUGCUAAAUUACAGCAAAAAAUGCAUGAAUUUAAACAAUUUUCAAUACUCACCAUCCGUUGAAAAUAUUGGACCAAAAAAUGAUUCCAUUUUAGAGGAAUGUAACAACCGAAUUCCUUUAGCUGAAAAUCUUCUUAAAUCAAGUAAACUUUUCUCCAAUGUUUGUAGACAAAAACUAGAAAAAAAAUCGUCUUUAUUAAAACACCUAAAAUCAAAAAUGUCUGAGUUGAAAUUAGCCACAGCGUUCGGCAUUGUUGCUUUAACAUAUAUGGUGAACUGGGUCCCCGUCAUUAUACUUAGCUUUAUGGAAGCAAUCAACAGAUUAGACUUAAUCCCAACUGGACUUGAAGAAUUUUCAAUUUUUAUUAUGGCCUUUAAUACACUAAUUGACGCUUUAAUUUACGCAUUGUUUCUAAAAAAUUUUCGCAAAACAAUUAAACUGUUUUUAAGACAAUUAAAAACAAAAAACGAAAGUUGUUUCUGCUUUGUCUAAAAUAAUAAUAAAAUUGAA